Messenger RNA from Cladocopium goreaui, 2073 nucleotides. NCBI's taxonomy places the organism in Eukaryota, Dinophyceae, Suessiales, Symbiodiniaceae. The record is from the annotation of a GenBank genome assembly.
AUGGACACCCUGAAACAUUUGAUCUCAACUCGGCUCGUGUUUGACGAAUGCAUGCAGGAUUCAGAAGUCCUCGAUGCGGAGGAAUCUUUUGCCAUCCGCUCCUAUGGUCACAUCCGACGAGAGAAGCGCCUCACAAAGUACAACAUCAUGAAGGUAGCACCAUACAAGGGGUACCUCCUGCCCAAGGAGCCAUUUCUCAUUGUCGAGAAGAACAAUGAGAAGGGAGAGACAAUGGAGGUGCGGGAAGCUUGUGAACCUUGCAGGCAUUGGUGGAUGCCAGAGGAUGAGAAAGCCCUGAAGACAGAAGAGAUGAGGUUGGAAUUGGACAAUUUCGGCACUGGACAGAAGUACAUCCAAAAUGGCAUGGGGCAACGCCUGGUCAUUGAAACCGGGACCAUGGGGUUCUUCUCUCGCUUCUUUGGCAUCCUGAAAGUUGGAAGCCAGGAGGCUGGUGUUUGCUACUGGAUGGACGAACCUGAGAAUGGCUGGGAUGGGUUCAACAACGACAAGGGAAAACAAGGAAAGUUCUUGAACGUGGACUAUGCGGACAAAUGGCAUUGGAUCUACUUGGACAAGUGGGACUUGCCCUGGAGUGGAGAUGAUGAGGACGAGAAGAGGAUCUACUUCCCAGGAGGGUUUUCGGUAGCAAAGGAUGAUAUCCCUCUCUUCCGCAUCGCUGAAAAGGGUCUGAUGAAGCAGUACAAAAGCUACGUUCCAACAAAGAUCCGACUAACGGAAAAGAAUGAGAUUCGCCAGUGGGUUUGGAAAGGGUUGGUGAACUUCACUGAGCUGAAGUUGAAGCUUGGAUGGAUGUCCAAACAACAUCCCAAGUACUUCGACGACGAGAAGCCGGGUGUCACGACCCUGGUAACCCUGGUGGAGAAACCUUUCGAGGAUUUGCUCAUCGAUUUGGCUCAUGCCAGCCCUUCUAAGGGCCAGUUGUUUACGGGCGAGCGGGCGGGCGCCAAAGAAGAGGCGGAAGCAAAGAUGGUGAGUUCGUGCAUCGUCGUUCGUGGGGGAACCCAGGUGGCCAUCAACGGGAUUGCGGCAUUCGGAUCUGGCCAAGCGCUGUCCUACGUGUCCGCCAUUCGAGUUUGUCCAAUGGGCGGAGACCCCCGAAUCCAGAGGUUUGGGAAGAAACGCUACGUCCUCAAGAAACCCGACGACCCUGUGGAGUCUAUCGCACGGGUGGAGAUGAAUGUGCGCUUGAAGCAUGUUCUGCCUCUGAUGCGCUACACCAGCGAUUUCAAGGCCUGCGUGCCCAUCAAUAGUCUCGAGUUGCCUUUGAGGUCGAACUUGCAAAUCAUCCUGAAGGAAUCCGGGAAUGGUGAGCAAUUCAACUACACCGUGGACCGCUUGACGAAUCUGAUCAGUAUUGGAGUUUUGGCGUCCAAACCACCAGGACCUAUUUGUGCUGUCACGCUGUUGCUGCUGCAGUUGGUCAACUUUGCCAAUCGCUUCUGGACCAACAAAGUCAGUGCGGAACAAGUGGCGAAAAGGUUAGAGCAGGAAGAUAACGCACCUGAUCCGGAGCCGGAACAAGACGCGCCGGAGAAAGAACCACUGACUGGUGGCGGAAAGAUCGGGAAAAAGAAGAAGUUGUCGCCCAUGAAACAACGAAUUCAGAAAAAGCGAGAGAAGAUGGCAAACAAGACCUUGGUGGAUUCCUUCUUGGAGGUGGAAGUCUUCAAGAUGUUCCUGCAGAGCUUGGUGUUGUUCCUGCUGGCGGGUGGACAGUUCGGUUGGAUGCCCGGGCCAAUCUGCGCUCUCAUGUGCAUUUUGGUUUGUGUCUUCACAAUGAUCUUCAUGAACGUGAGCACUUUCCGCAAGGAGAUGAACAAGCAGAUCGAUAGCAUUUCGCAGUCGGUCACAGAGAUGUACCGCAUGUACAGGGGCUACGAAAAUUCCGUCCGCACUUGGCUCGGUGGCGAAAACUUCUUGGGCGUAACGUUCAUCAACUUUGACGGCGCUCAUGCCAGCGACUUGGAGAAUGUUGCAGAUGUGAACUUUGUGGUGCCUGAACUGGGAUUGCGCCUCACAGUGCGGCCCCUGGUGUUCAUCACAUCCAGUUAA